Messenger RNA from Racocetra persica, 421 nucleotides. Lineage: Eukaryota; Fungi; Glomeromycota; Glomeromycetes; Diversisporales; Gigasporaceae. The record is from the annotation of a GenBank genome assembly.
GAUUUACGCAAUAUUCUAUAAAAUAUUCCAAUAUUACUUAUACGGAAACAUCCGCUCCAUCUAAUCUUACAGGAGCACAACCGCGCAUUAUAGAUCUUGGGCAUUAUGGAGAUAAAUCGGGUGUAGCAGUUAUUCGCGUAGCUCGGGAGAAUUAUAUCGUUGGCACUAAGAGAUGCUUAGAGCAGAGGCUAUUACUUCGUGUUAUUCAAGAAGACGGAAGUGUUAUACCGAUAAAUUUUGAUAAUAUCGAGGAAAUACAAGAUAUUAAUUUUUGCUAUGUUUAUGGCAAAAAUCCUAUACAAAUAUACCCAUUGUUUGAUCAAUACAUUUUAGUAACAUAUACUCAUGCGACAAAUACCUCUGAUCCUACAACUUUUGUGGACAGAGGUGUAGUUUUAGAUUGGAGCGGAAACAAUAUAAG